This is a messenger RNA of Carya illinoinensis, 3851 nucleotides long. Its product is annotated as myb family transcription factor PHL6-like. The record is from RefSeq and is a predicted model, not a curated record. Lineage: Eukaryota; Viridiplantae; Streptophyta; Magnoliopsida; Fagales; Juglandaceae. Bases 2056 to 3570 code for a protein of 504 amino acids. The transcript is spliced from 8 exons. Gene Ontology annotation, molecular function: DNA-binding transcription factor activity; DNA binding.
UCUUGUUCUGCUUCUUCUUCACUUAUAUUAAUCUAUCAUCUUAUUUUUCCAUUUCUGUAUUCUUCCUCUAAUUCUUGUUUGAAUCGGUUUCAAAUCCUUCUUAAAAGUUUUGUUGGUGUAUCAACUAUAAAAGGUAAGUGAAACGCGUGAUUUUCCUUGUAAAACCUAUAUUCCGGAAACUUUUAUCCUUUAAUCAAAUUCUCGAGUGCGUGUGACAGCUUUUUAUUUUUUUCUGAUUUAUGCGUUUUUGCUAUGUAAUGACUUUCUUCUGUUAAUUUUAUUUCUCUGAAGAAAACUAAAACAGAAAAACAAGUUAUAUUGUUUGGUGAUUUAAAAUGGCAUCGAAGACCAUAAAGUUUCGUCAAUUGAAUGCAGAGGUAAUUAAUCUUCAAGCCGGUUUUAUUCAAUUAAUGAAUGGUGUGGACACUUGGCACGAUUUGGGAACAUUCUAGUGUUGGGGAAAUCAUCCAACAGUUAAAGCAUGUGGUCUAUUGCCUUUAAUGGUGGUUGCCUACAUGUCAAGUUCUUGGCCAAGUGAUUGGUGAACUUAAAUUGUAACACUCUCUUUUCUUUGGUAAAGAACAACUGUGCCGUUUUUCUUUUGUUUGAGGGGGUAUGAGUGGUGUCAAAGAUGAGUGUUUUUUUAUCUAGUUCUGUUACCUACUAAUCUAUAUAUUCAUAUUAAUGUAUUUAUAUUCAAAAUUUAAAUUGAUAUUAAUUUCAAUAAAGUUUACUUUAUGAUCAAUUAUAUUGGAUAUAUGCACGUAUCAGUACACAAAAUCGCUUUAAUUAAAUUUUUCCUUUUCUAUAUGAAGCAUCAAGCUUGUCACAAAUUUUACUUUUGAGUUCAUAUCUUAAAUAAAUAUGCUACCACUUUGAAUUUCUGUUUUAUACACAUAUGGACGUUAGAAGCACGAAAAAUUGUGAGGACAUUAUAGAGCUACGAAGGAAGCCAUGGGACAGCAAUUUUAUGAAUUGUUUCUAAUGUGCAUCUCCAAAAAUCUCAAGAGUAUUCAAGGAAGAUGAAUUUGUUUGUGUUGAAACUAGGCUUAUAUCCUAGUGGGGAGGUUUUAAAUGUCAACGCUACGGCCUGCAGUUAUGAGACGAGAUGCAAAGCCUGAUUCUGUUAGAAAAUCUGUCCCUCAAUAUCACCGGUGGUUCUCUCUAAUCCUUGAAUUUCUGCAUAAACCAUAAAGCAUUGCCUCCAAGAGUUGACAAUUCUUUGAGUCAACGUGCAGUCCUGCUUGAGAUUUGUAGGAUUGCUUCAUCAAUGCCGUUAAAGUGGUUCUGUAUUGGGUUUCCGCUUUACAUUUUUAUCAGAAAUGAGCUGGGCUUUCUUCAAUAAGUGCCAUUCUGGAUUCGAUCGAAUUAGUAUAAAUUAAUCAUUAAAAAGCACAAUUGAAUACGUAAUAGCUUCAGUCUUUUCUUUAUGACCGUGAAAAAAAGGGGGGGUGUUUGUGUCUUAAUCACAGCAUUUGGGUGAUGAGGAACAUAGUUUCAUUGCGCAAUAAAAUCUGCUAAUAGCAUAUCUCAAGCAAAUUGUAUAGUAACUGCCGAAGUGAUUUUCACGGUUCCAUUCUUGUUAUUUUGUCUGUUUUGCAGAUCAUGGACAUCUUUCUUCUUAUCCAAUAGUUCAAGUCAAUGGUUACUUUCUGAAUUGAUCAGUAUAUAUAUUGAAAUGAAGCAGAUUGGUUGAGGGUUUUCAGUUGUCUAGAUAAGCAAACAUCACGGAAAUAGUCAUUUACCAUAUUGAUAGAAGUAUUUUAGCAGAUUCUUGCCACUGAGAUUUGACUUCUUGUUUCAGCUUUGAGGGAAAUAAAAAGAUCACCUUUUCAUCUAGAUGUAGACUUCAUGUGAUUCUUCUAGAUGAUCUUUACUCAACUUGAACCUAGAAUUUUCGUGCUUCUUGUUUCCUUGCAAUCCACCCAUCUCGUGUUUGCUUACCCCCAAUGACACCUUAAAUUGUAAUCCUUGUAUCUCCAACUAAUUUUAAAAUUUCAUCAUCAAAAGUUGUGAUAGUGUGGGCGAGAUUGCAUUUGUCAGUUUCAUAGGUGGAUGAGGGUUGGGCUGCCAUCUAAGACCAUGAAUCACAAUAUUUUCAUAUCUACCAAACAAAGUGAGGCUACCAAAAGAGUCACACAGUCAUAUUAUGCUACCGUCUCUCCAAUAUGCAAUUUUUCGACUGUGGAAUCAGAAGGCAGAUGUUUAUUGGCUAGUGAAUGUUCAUCUUCACGUCCAUCUCCUUUCAUACGAACAGAAUCUCUAAGUUCUACUUGUACACAAGCAUUCACUGUCCAACCUCAAAAGUAUCGUUCAGAAUCUGGACAAAAUAGUCCUUCUCCUGGUUCUCAUGACCAAAAUUCUAAAAGCACAUUUUCACGUUCAUCCUUAUUCUGUAGCAGUUUAUACCAGUCUUCUUCAUCAAGCUCUGAAACCCAUCGGCAGCUUGGAAAACUACCUUUUCUUCCAAAUCCUCUAUCCUGCAACCAGUCCGUUGUUUCUGCAGCUAAUUCAACAAAAACUCCAUUGCUUUUCAGUAAGGAUAUGGAUGAUCAAUAUGAUGAGGAGCAUUCAGAGGCUUUUAUGACAAACUUCCUUAAUUUGCCUGGAGAUGCUUCUGACGGUAGCCUUCAUGGUGUAAAUUGUGCAAAUGACAGUCUAGCACUUACUGAGCAAAUGGAACUACAUUUUUUGCCUGAUGAGCUUCACAUGGCUAUCACUGACCAUGGAGAAAGUCCCAGGCUUGAUGAAAUUUAUGAGACACAGCCAGCUUCAUCAAAAAAUUCAAAACCAGCUAUAGCAUUGACAUGCAAUCAGGGUUGUCUCUCUGAGUUGCCAACUCUUGAUGAAGAAUCAAGUCUGCCAUCUCCUGGUUCAGCCACUCUGCACAAGCCAAGAAUGAGAUGGACACCUGAGCUCCAUGAAUGCUUUGUGGAGGCUGUCAACAAAAUUGAUGGGGCUGAAAAGGCUACUCCAAAGGGUGUGUUGAAGCUUAUGAAUGUCAAAGGCCUGACCAUCUAUCAUGUGAAAAGCCACUUACAGAAAUACCGUCUUGCGAAGUAUAUGCCAGAGAAAAAUGAAGAGAAGGCUUCUGCCUCUGAAGAAAAGAAAGCAGCUUCAACUAGCAAUGAAAGUGAUGGACGUAGAAAAGGGAGCAUUCAAAUCACAGAGGCUCUGCGCAUGCAAGUGGAGGUUCAGAAGCAGCUGCAUGAACAACUUGAGGUCCAACGGGACCUUCAGUUACGCAUGGAGGAACACGCAAGGUACUUGCAAAAGAUCUUGGAGGUACAACAGAAAGCUGGCAUUGCCUUGAUUUCUCCUCAAACCAUGUCUUCACUGACUAACCCAUGCCAAGAUUCUAAACUGUGUCCUUCUGCGUCCGUUGGUUCGUCACCCCCACUUCCUGCCAAAUCCAAAAUUGGUUCAAUUUCACCUCUAUCAUCCAAGUAUAAAUCUACUGAAAGUGGUGAUUCAAAGUCACAACCAUGCUCAAAAAGGCUUCGUCUGGAAGAGAAACAAGAGUCAGGUUCGGAUAAGGCCACAGUUAGACUUGGAGAUGCUGUGCCAUGAUGUCUUAUCUCUAGUACAUCAUCCCCAAAAUGACCCAGCUCCUGUAAAUCCGAGAAUUGCAUGUAACCUUUUAAUUGAAGUAAUAUUUGUUUGAUAUGUAUUGCUUGACAUUUUUAGUACUUCAAAAGGAAAAGAAAUUCAGUCGCGUUGGUUAACUUUGAAAUCGUAUGUUGUGUUUACAGUUCCUACUUUGUGAUUCAGUAUUAGUACACACUGUAAUCUUCAGCUGAACUCUGGUUCACUUAUGAAUUUCUGCAAUGAAUAGAAGAAAAAGUUUUCAA